Hyaena hyaena (striped hyena) is the source of this 1463-nucleotide messenger RNA. RefSeq names its product proline rich and Gla domain 2 (gene PRRG2). The coding region runs from base 263 to 868 and encodes 201 amino acids. Gene Ontology annotation, cellular component: extracellular region. The record is from RefSeq and is a predicted model, not a curated record. The transcript is spliced from 8 exons. Gene Ontology annotation, molecular function: calcium ion binding. Lineage: Eukaryota; Metazoa; Chordata; Mammalia; Carnivora; Hyaenidae.
ACAAACCCCGCCCCUCUGCCAGAAACCUGGAUCGGUCUGAUUACAGGGAGAGGGGCACCCCUCUUUUUCUCUCCCCUUCCCUCUCUCCUGUCCCCCAUUCACUGCUGGCCUUUGCUGGCCAAGGAAGCCCCCAUUAAAGAAGAGGGGACAGUGCUCAACAGGUCUGGGAAGAAUAGCACUUCUGUGGACACGAAAUGGAGUUGAUAUAGGUAAACUCCCUUGAACCACCUGGCCCACGAUCCAGCCUAUGUGUUCAUAAAAUAUGAGGGGCUACCCCUCUCUCCUCCUUCUGUACCUGGGAUUGACCACCUGCUUGGACGCCUCACCCAGUGGGGAGCAAGACCCAGAAGUCUUCCUAGACUCCCCAGAAGCCCAGAGCUUUCUAAGGAGCCAUAGCCGGAUUCGUCGAGCCAAUCACUGGGACCUGGAGCUGCUCACGCCAGGGAACCUGGAACGGGAGUGUCUCGAGGAGCGGUGUUCCUGGGAGGAGGCGCGGGAGUAUUUUGAGGACAAUACUCUGACGGAGCGCUUUUGGGAGAGCUACAUCUACAAUGGCAAAGGAGGGCGUGGACGAGUGGAUGUAGCAGGCCUGGCUGUGGGGCUGACAUCUGGCAUCCUUCUCAUUGUCCUGGCCAGCUUGGGAGCCUUUUGGUAUCUGCACUACCGACGAAGGGGUCAAGGCCAGCAGUCCUGUCUCCAAGAGGCUGAGCUCAUUAACUCCCUGAGUCCCCUGGACAAUCUAGGCCCGCCUACGCCCCUGCCUCCACCGCCACCCCCAGGUCUCCCCACCUACGAGCAGGCGCUGGCGGCCUCUGGGGUGCACGACGCACCUCCGCCCCCCUACACCAGCCUCAGGAGGCCUCGCUGAAGAGCUGCUUCGGAGCCGGUGCUCCCCACAUUCACAGCGGAUUCCAGAGCCCCCAGGCCUCUUAAACGACAUAGCUGAGCUUGAGGAGUGGUGGGAGUAGGGGUCGUCCGACCUGAGGCCUACCCUGGCACACGUGUUUCCGCCGAGUACGGAUACACGCGUAUCCCUGCCCAACGAGUUCCCUCGUCCCGGCCACUCGCGGGCCCCCACGCUCUUCUGACUGUGGGGGUACCCGCCAGCCCCGCCCUCGGGGUAGGCUUGCGUGGAAACUCGGACCCCGGCGCGUGGGCCGGGUGUACCGACUCGCGUGAGUGAGCAGGUGUGACAAGGCCAUCUCCCUCCAGUACUAUGGGCCACGCACACGCAGAGCCCUGCUUAUGCACACACACACGUUUUCGUGCGUUCCCCUUGCACGCACACGGGCGCUCUGCAAUCCAGGGAAAGGGUGGGGGACAUAUUUGCAAGCGUGCUCUUUGGGGUUAGGCUCGCAUUGCACCGGGAGACUGGAGUUGUGCUGCUCUCGUAAAUUAAAAUCCUUUUGUAAAAGAGACAAAAAGUGAAACAACGGAAAAAAAAUAAAAUAAACUGAAAUGCA